AUGUCACUUCCUUCUCUGGCCGGACCUAAUGCGGCGAUACGAGGGCUUGCAUUUUGUCGUACAUUACGCUACGUCUACCGACGGUUCAGUGCAGUUGCUGAAGGGCCGACAAAAGAGGUCCCCAAGUUGACCAUCACCCCUCUAGAGAUCGCCGGCUUGCCAGUACUAAAGUUCAAAGGGCGAGUCAUGAUCAUAGACACUGUGGAGGAGGAUGCUAGGGCCGCUGAUGCAUUCGAUAAGGAGACCCUCUUGGGCUUCGAUAGUGAGACCAAACCCAGUCUGGUCCCUGGGGUCACCAACAAGACCGCUAUCAUACAGAUUGCCUCUUCUUCGGUCUGCGGUGUGUGGAGGGUCCGACAGUUGGACGUAUUGCCGCCCACGUUGACCAAACUGCUGACUGACCCAUCCAUCACCAAGGCUAGUCAAGGGGCCACCUCGGAGGUCACCACGGUCUAUCGGGAGUUUUCUGGUCUCAAGUGCCAAGGGUUCGUCGAUCUGCACUUGCUGGCCAUGGGACUACGCUGCACCCCACGGAGCCUACAAGGCCUUUGUGCCCUCUUCCUCCAUAAACGCUUACUAAAGGCGGAGAGGAUAUCCAACUGGGAGCAGGUACCACUGAGCCCGAGCCAGCUAGAGUAUGCUGCCACUGAUGCUUGGGUAUCCAGACAGGUUUUGGAGGCUAUGAGGGCCGCCUUUUGUGUGGACAAGCUUAGUUUUGAGAGGGCGGUUAAUCCUGAUGACCUUGGAUUGGUCCCAAGGACCCCAGCGUCGAUCAACCAACCAUUACGUGUACACCUUGCCCCUGCUAUCACUGGUCCAAGCCUGUCCAGAUACCCUACCAGAAUAGCCCAUAUGUGGGCCAUGCUGGGCCAGUGGAGCCCACAUCUACCUCGAAAGCUGGUGGCAGCGCAGGAUGACGCCGCUGAUGUAAUGUUGACGGCGAUAAACCAGCUCAUAGGAGGACCCCCUGAGGGUAUGAUGACCAGCACUACUGCUGACUCGCUAUCAGUCUCUUCGUCGUCGCCAUUGCUAUUGAGGAUGCUCAGUGCCUUGGCGGUCUACCAGAACAGGCUCUCUGAUGAACUGGCCAAGACGGAAAUUGAGUGA
This is a messenger RNA of Perkinsus marinus ATCC 50983, 1107 nucleotides long. RefSeq names its product 3-5 exonuclease, putative. The transcript is spliced from 8 exons. Lineage: Eukaryota; Perkinsozoa; Perkinsida; Perkinsidae. The record is from RefSeq and is a predicted model, not a curated record. Bases 1 to 1107 code for a protein of 368 amino acids. Gene Ontology annotation, biological process: nucleobase-containing compound metabolic process. Gene Ontology annotation, molecular function: nucleic acid binding; 3'-5' exonuclease activity.